AUCCAAUCAGUGACGUCACGCGCUUCUUGAUCGGGAUGCGGUGAAAAAGUUGAUUACACAAACUAAUCAAAGAUUAUCUUUACUUAUUUAUUUCAAAUCGUUACAAGACUUUGCAGAUUUGUGACUGAAUAUAAGAUCAGUCUAACAUGGCUGCUGUGGAGAGAAGUGAUGAAGAGUUUGAGGAAGGAAUGGAACUAGAAGAAGGCGUUGAAGAGUAUGAUGACACAACCCAAUCGUCUUUACCUGCUGGUCAUGGUGACGAGCACGUUAGGGUGCCUCAAGAGGAAGUUGAUGGAGAGGAAGAUGCAGGGGAGAAGAAAGGAAAGAAGAGGAAGAAGAAAGAUGGGAGUGGAAAGAAGAAGAAAAAGAAAAAGAAGCAUCAUCAUGAUGAUGACGGUUCUGAUGAAGAGAAACAUAAGAAAAAGAAGAAAGAUAAGGCCAUGCUUGACCUGGGCACACCUCGUGAUAGACCUAGGCCUGGUCCCGAAACAUCAGAGGAUAUAGCCAGAAAGAAUGGUCUAGCAAAUAUUGAACUGGAGUACACUGAUGAAGACUUUGAGGCCCUGACAAACUACAAACUGUUCAGAGAGCAUAUCCAGCCUUUACUUGCAGAACAAAAUCCAAAGGUUCCCCAGGCAAAACUAGUCACACUUAUUGCUGCAAAAUGGAGAGAAUUUGCUGCUGCAGCUGGUCAGUACAAGAAAUCCAAGGUGGGACUUGUCAGUCCAACCACAGAGGCCCCGCCCACAGAGAAACUCACAGAGACCCCAACACCUGCUGUUAAACCAGAAUCUGAUGAAGAUACAGCAGAAGAUUACUACACUGAAGAAAAAGCGUCCACUGGUAAGAAGAAGCGAGGACGGAAACCAAAGAAUGUGGAACCGGAGGAGGUUGAGGAGGAGGAGCCAGUGGAGGAAGAAUACAUUGAGGAGAAACCAACAAAACGUCGACGAGCUACAAAAAAAUCAAAGAAAGCUCUUGAUGCUAUGGAUGGAACAAUGCUUUCAGAUGAGGAAUAUGAUGAUGAAGAAUUCGUAGAAGAAAAGCCGAAGAAGAAACGAGGACCAAAGAAAAAGAAAGGGGCAGAUUACGAUGAUGUCAUUGAAGAGGAGGAGGAUGAAGAAUCUUUUCAGGAGGGUAAAUCAUCUGGAAAGAAGAAAAGAGGCAAGAAAUCUGUGGCUCCUCUCAAAAUAAAACUGUCAACAAAGAAAAAGAGAAAGAAGAAGGGCAGCUCAGAUGAAGGAGAGGGUAACAAUACAAGUGACGAGGAGUUUGAGCGCCAGCUGGAGGAGGCAAGCAUGAUUGCCGAGCAGGAACGCGAGGAGAAACCUAAACGUCAGAAGAAAAGUGCCAAGGGGAAGAAAGGCAAGAAGAGGCUGAAGUUGGGAAGAUCAUUUGGUGGUGAUCCUGAUGCUGAUGGUUAUGAGACUGAUCACCAAGAUUAUUGUGAGGUUUGUCAACAAGGAGGGGAGAUUAUCCUGUGUGACACCUGUCCACGUGCUUACCAUCUUGUCUGUCUCGAGCCGGAGCUAGAGGAGGCACCAGAAGGAAAGUGGUCAUGUCCACAUUGUGAGAGUGAAGGUGCUGACACUAAAGAACAACAAGAACAAGAUGAUGACCAUAAUGAGUUUUGUCGUGUUUGUAAGGACGGUGGUGAAUUGAUGUGUUGUGACACUUGUCCUUCAUCAUACCAUCCACGCUGUCUUAAUCCACCUGUUAAAGCUGUUCCUGAUGGGCACUGGAUCUGUCCUAGGUGUUCUUGUCCACCAAUGAAGGGGAAGGUAGCAAAGGUAUUAACAUGGAGAUGGACGGAGCCACCAACACCACACAAAAAGAUGGAAGAAAUGGAUCAUACACAUGAACAUCAUCUAGAACCUCAGUCUACUUCCGAUCAUCGGGCAGAGAGAGAAUAUUUUGUACGUUUUCAUGGAUUGUCAAUGUGGCACUGUGACUGGGUGUCGGAGCUUCAGUUGGAUGUAUACCAGACGGCCUUGUUACGUAUGUACAUCAGGAAGAAUGAUAUGGAUGAACCCCCACCCCUAGAGGACGGUUCAAGUUGGGGCGGUAAAGACCGGAAGAAGAACGAGGAUGAUAAUCUGGAGGACCGGUUCUAUAAAUACGGUGUACGACCGGAAUGGCUGCAGAUAAAUAGAAUCAUAAACCAUAGAACGGAACGUGGAGUUACCUACUACCUGGUGAAAUGGCGAGAUUUGAACUACGAUAUGGCAACCUGGGAACCCGAGGAUAGUGAAGUACCAGAGUUUAAAACUUACGUGGAGUACUACGAUAAUCUCAGACGUAUUAUGUUUGGAGGGUAUGAGGAGAAGCGAAGCAAGCCGGGUAAGAAGGGAAAGAAACGUAAAGACGAUGAUGCUGCAGACUCUCCCCGACCUCCCGGUAUGCCCCCAUCGUAUCCGAUCACUGAUUUCAAGAAACAGCAUGCAGCUGACCCAGAUUACAUUCAGAGCACUGGCGGCACUUUGCAUCCCUAUCAGCUAGAGGGAUUGAACUGGUUACGGUAUUCCUGGGCUAACGGUACAGACACAAUUCUAGCUGAUGAGAUGGGUUUGGGUAAAACUAUACAGACAAUUUCCUUCCUGUCCUCUCUCUAUAAUGAGGGUCAUUGUAAAGGACCAUUCCUGGUGGGAGCACCUUUAUCUACCAUUAUCAACUGGGAGAGAGAGUUUGAGUUCUGGGCACCAAACUUGUACGUAGUGACCUACACUGGGGACAAAGAUUGCAGAGCUGUCAUAAGAGAACAUGAGUUUUCCUUUGAGGAGGGUGCUAUACGUGGAGGUACAAAAUCCUGGAAGAUGAAGCAGGGAAGUCAGGUGAAAUUCCACGUUCUCCUCACAUCAUACGAGUUGAUCAGUAUAGAUGCUGCGACACUAGGAUCUAUAGACUGGGCAGUGUUGGUGGUAGACGAGGCUCACAGACUGAAAAACAACCAGUCCAAGUUUUUCCGUAUCCUAAGUAACUACAAACUGGGUUACAAAUUGUUGUUGACUGGUACCCCACUACAGAAUAAUCUUGAGGAAUUGUUUCAUCUGCUCAAUUUUAUGUCUCCAGAUAUUUUCAGUGAUUUACAGACAUUCCAGAAUGAGUUUGCAGAUAUUGCUAAAGACGAUCAGGUUAGGAAGCUACAUGAUAUGUUAGGACCUCAUCUUCUACGUAGAUUGAAAGCUGAUGUGUUGAAGGGAAUGCCUAGCAAGAGUGAAUUUAUUGUACGUGUCGAGCUUAGUCCCAUGCAGAAGAAAUACUACAAGUACAUUUUGACAAGAAAUUUCAGUGCUUUAAAUAUAAGGGGAGGUAAUCAAGUAUCCCUUCUUAACAUCAUGAUGGACCUGAAGAAAUGCUGUAAUCACCCUUAUCUGUUCCCAACUGCUCAAUCAGAAGCGCCAAGAUUACCAAACAAUGCAUAUGAAGGUACAGCAUUAACAAAGGCAUCGGGAAAACUGACACUACUCUCUAAAAUGCUCCGUAAACUGAAGGAGGAUGGACAUAGAGUCCUGAUUUUCUCACAGAUGACAAAGAUGUUGGAUAUAUUAGAAGAUUUUUUGGAACAUGAAUCGUACAAGUAUGAACGUAUAGAUGGUGCUAUAACUGGCUCUAUGAGACAGGAUGCUAUAGACAGAUUUAAUGCACCAGGAGCAGAACAGUUUUGUUUCUUACUGUCAACAAGAUCUGGAGGUCUGGGAAUCAACCUGGCUACAGCUGAUACAGUUAUUAUCUAUGACUCAGACUGGAACCCACAUAAUGACAUUCAGGCAUUUAGCAGAGCUCACAGGAUAGGCCAGGCAAACCGAGUGUUGAUUUAUCGUUUUGUAACCAGAAACUCGGUAGAGGAACGUAUUACACAGGUAGCAAAGAAGAAAAUGAUGUUACAGCAUUUGGUUGUACGUCCUGGUGUCGGUAACAAAACAACCUCCAUGUCUAAACAAGAACUGGAUGAUAUCCUCAAGUUUGGAACAGAGGAACUGUUCAAGGAAGUUGAAGGUGAGGGAGAAGGAGAGGGUGAAGACAAGAGGAUUGUAUAUGAUGACGAGGCAAUUGCACAGUUACUGGACAGAUCCAAGGAAGGACAGGAGGAGAAGGAAGUGGCUAUGAAUGAUUAUUUCAGUUCCUUCAAGGUGGCCAGUUACGCGGUCAAGGAAGGAGAAUCUGAUGAUGAAGAGCCAGAAACGGAGGUAUUGAAGCAGGAGGCGGAGCAUGCUGACCCCGCCUACUGGGAGAAAUUAUUGCGACAUCACUAUGAACAGCAACAAGAAGAUCUGGCCCGAACUCUCGGGAAGGGUAAACGUGUAAGGAAGCAGGUGAACUACAACGAUGCAGCAAUGGGCAGCACGGCAGAUGAUGCAGCAUGGAAGGAAUCACUGUCAGACUAUGACUCAGACUUCAGUCAUAACGGUGAAAAUGAGGAUGAUGAUGAUGACGACUUCAAUGAACAGAAAGAAGGAAUGUCUUCACGUAACAAGAGGAAUGAGAGACGAGAGAGAGAUCGACCAUUACCUCCCCUGCUUGCUAGAGUUAAUGGACAGAUUGAGGUGUUGGGCUUCAAUGCUAGACAGAGGAAGGCCUUCCUCAAUGCUGUUAUGAGAUACGGUAUGCCACCACAAGAUGCUUUCAACUCACAAUGGUUAGUGAGAGACUUGAGAGGGAAGACAGAGAAAGUGUUCCGAGCUUAUGUAUCUCUGUUUAUGCGCCACCUGUGUGAACCAGGGGCAGAUAAUGCUGAAACUUUUGCUGAUGGUGUACCUAGGGAAGGUCUGUCUAGACAGCAUGUGCUAACUAGAAUUGGAAUAAUGUCUUUAGUCAGGAAAAAGGUGCAGGAAUUUGAAGCUAUUAAUGGUGAGAACAGUAUGCCAUACACCAAGGCUAUAGAAGCUGUGGAGAAACUGAAGAAAGAAAAAGAUACACCAGCAUCACCUGCAUCAAAAGACACUAGUGAAAAGGGGGCGGGAGAUAAGGUGGAGCCAAAGACAGAGAAAGGGGCAGAGUCUAAAGAGGAGGAGGGAGAUAAGAAAGUAGAGGAGGAGUCAAAAGAAGAAGGCAAGGGUGAGGAAGUGAAAGAAGAAAAAACAGAAGAAAACACUGAAGAAAAAAAGGAAGAAACAGAAAAAAUGGAAACUGAACCUUCUGAAAAGACAAAAGAUGAAGACAAGAAAGAAAAUGAAGAAGAAAAGAAAGAGGAAGAUGGAGAGAAAGAAGAGAAGAAGGAAGCCAUGGAAACUGAAACAACAGAAGAGAAAAAGGAAGAAACUGGAGAGAAAGCUGAAGCCAUGGAAACGGACGAGAAAAAAGAUGAAAGCAAUAAAGAAGAGAAGACAGAAGUUAAGGAAGAAGUUAAAGAAGAAGUGACAGAAGAGAAAAAGGAAGAACAAGGGGAAAAGGGUGCUGAAAAGAAGGAGAAAUCAGAGGACCAGAAAGAGGAGAAAAAAGAUGAAGAGAAGAAAGAAGAUGGUGAAGUGAAAGAGGAAGUUAAAGAAGAAAAGACCAAGGAUGGAGAGACGAAACCAGAGAAAGAAGGAGAGGUGGAGGAAGUGAAGAAGAAGGAAGAGACAAGUCAAAAGUUUAUGUUUAAUAUAGCUGAUGGAGGCUUUACUGAGCUUCAUACACUCUGGCAAAAUGAACAGAGAGCUCUUGUUAAGGGCCGUGAACAGGAAGUUUGGCACCGUCGUCAUGACUACUGGUUACUAGCUGGUCUUGUUACUCAUGGUUAUGGAAGAUGGCAGGAUAUACAGAAUGAUGCCAGGUUCCAGAUUAUAAAUGAGCCAUUCCUCUCAGAGCAGGGGAAAGGAAACUUCCUUGAGAUCAAGAAUAAAUUCUUAGCCAGGAGAUUUAAGUUGUUAGAACAAGCUCUAGUCAUUGAGGAGCAGUUGAGGAGAGCGGCAUACCUGAAUCUCACCCAGGAUCCGGUGCACCCUGCAAUGGCUCUCAACACACGGUUUGCUGAACUCGAAUGUCUCGCUGAAAGUCAUCAGCAUUUAUCCAAAGAAUCUCUGGCAGGCAAUAAACCUGCUAAUGCAGUGCUACACAAAGUGUUGAAUCAGUUAGAAGAAUUACUCAGUGAUAUGAAACAAGAUGUAAGUCGGUUACCUGCCACCCUGGCUAGAGUACCGCCAGUCAGUCAGAGACUCCAGAUGUCGGAGCGCAGCAUCCUUGGCCGCCUUGUGAACCCCGCACAACAAGCUGCAGCAGCAGCAGCCGCCGCCGCAGCCCCGACACCAAGCACUUCUGCUGGGCCAGCUAACAUGGUCCCAUCAACAUCAGGUCAGAAGUCAGCAGUACAAGUUACACCUAGUCCGACAACUCACAGAUCACCGGCUCCUACACCAGUUACAUUUGAACAAGGCGUUUUACCUCCUCCCCCUACAUUCUUUGGUCCGAUCCCCGGCCCGGGCGGGGAGGUACCAGCUUACUGGACAUCGCCAGAGGUUGCCCGAUCUCUUGGGCUUGAGAAAUUUGGCUUGCCAUCUGCAUCCUCGCAUCAAUAGGGCAAAUGGUCAGUAAUUGACAUAUGUGGAAAUGAUAAAACAGGAAAAGGUGAAAGCAAGAAGGAGGCUAUCUGUAUAGAAUGAUUGACAAGAGGAAGACAACAGUUCAUUCCCAUACAUCAGCUGUACAUAUUCUAGUAGAUAUAUCUGGGAACAUUUCAUCAUUUUACAUAGAGAGCUUUAUAAUAGGAAGUGACAAAUGAUGGAACAGCAGGCAUACUGCACCUGCUAUACUGUGUUAGGGUGCAGAGUUUCACAACAUUUGUUACGAAUAUAGACAGAUUGGGCAAUUUUAUAUCAAAUUAUGUGUGAAUUGAAUAGUUCUGCUUCGUGUGUUUGUAAAUUAUUUAUUUUGUAUGAAUAUUUGGGUACCUUUGUACAUACAUGUAAUUGUGUCUGGGGAUUCUGUUUUGACAAUUUGUUACAUUUAUUGAAUGAAAAUAUAUUAUGUUUGCAAUAGUUUCAGACCUAAAAAGCAUGCCAGACAAGUCACUUUUUCAGUCAUGGAUAUAUAGUAAUGCAGUGGAAUAGAAUGCCACAUACAUGUCUAUUUACCAACAUUUAUGAAUGGUUAAAUACUGUCUACAGUAUUUUUGUUUGAUAUUGAUACUGAACUUUUGUCAAGAUAGUUAGUACAGUUUUGGUAUAAGAGCAGUUAAUGGAAUUUCACUCUGUAUUUGCCCAGUUGUUUGAAUAGACAUUUUUGUAACAUUGAUAUCCAAGUGUAACAUAUGACAGCCAGAUGUAACAUACCACAGGAAAGUGUAACAUAUGAGAUCCAAAGUUGUUUAGAAUUGUUAUUGAAUGCUCAUAUUUUGAAUUCAUUGAAGGAUGCUCAUUUAUCAUAGUCAUGUUAGAAGGUUUAUGAAUAUCAUUGAUGUCCAUAAGGACCUAGAAAGUGUUUUCAUUUGUUAAAAACUUUUGUUUUAAAAUAGCAGAAUUUAGCAUUGAAUGCUUUUGUGACAGAUUAUUUAUUUUGUGAAGUAAUGUUAGUAACGAUCUUCAGAUUUCAUUCAUGACGUCAUUAAACGUUAGUCAGAAUCUACGAAACUCAUUAAAUAAAUUAGGCCAUGUUUAUCAUCACCAUAUGUCAGUUAUCACCAUCAGUUAAUUAUCUCUGUCUGUCAGUUAUCACCCCUGGCUAAUUAUCAACAUAUGUUAGACAUCACCAUCAAACAGUGGAUGUUUCAUAUGAACAUUAAUCACAAUGCUUAAAGCAUUCCAUAUACAUGUUUACCUGUUUGUUCUGUAGGCCAUUUUUGAAAUUAUGUAGAAGUAUCCUGUAUAACAGUUUCUGGUUAAUUUGAAUCUGUUUCUAUUCUUUAGAUACAAAUAAAUAUUCAGCAUAAACUUGCUAGGGUUCAGAUAACUCAAAUUAGUUUUAAUCUGUAACUGGCAGUUUUACUCCCUACAUAAAGUUGUUUAAAAAUCUAGUUUAAGUGGAUAAAAACACAUUGAAUUUUCUUAUAUUAAACGAUAACUUACAAAACAACAAUAGUAUUUUAGUCUUGUGACAUUCUGUACAAGGGUAUUUGUGCAGUAUAGGGCAGACCUUUUGAUCAAAUGCAUGCGAUAAUGUUUCUAUAUUGUUGGGUUGUAAACAAUUUUAUGACAUGUAUGGUAAAGUUUAAAGGUCAUUUGUUGUUAUAACUUUAGAAAUGCAAUAAAAAUAAAAUGUAAA
Molecule: messenger RNA, 8175 nt
Organism: Mercenaria mercenaria
Lineage: Eukaryota; Metazoa; Mollusca; Bivalvia; Venerida; Veneridae
Product: chromodomain-helicase-DNA-binding protein Mi-2 homolog
Exons: 44
Coding region: 147-6494 (2115 amino acids)
Biological process (GO): negative regulation of transcription by RNA polymerase II; chromatin remodeling
Cellular component (GO): nucleus; chromatin
Molecular function (GO): DNA binding; chromatin binding; histone binding
Source: RefSeq, a predicted model, not a curated record